AUUACAUAUAGAGAAAUUGUAUCUCAUCUUCAUUUGCAGCUUUCAGCCAUUGUUAGCCAUGGAGAGGAAAUCUUUCUUUGGGCUUGUACUUUUGCUCUUCAUUGUCUUGGCUUCACAAGAGAUGGUGGUGCCAAGCGAGGCAAGGGUUUGUCAGUCACAGAGCCAUGGGUUCCGUGGACCAUGCAUCCGCCACCACAACUGUGCUCUCGUAUGCAGGAACGAAGGCUUCUCCGGUGGCAGAUGCCGCGGGUUUCGUCGCCGUUGCUUUUGCACUCGCCUCUGUUGAUCACUGGAUCGUCAUUGAUUAACCAGGUCGCUCGGUCGUACAAGAAAAUGCGUUGCAUGUUAUGUUAUAUGCAACUAGCUCUAGAUAGGAAAUUAAUAAAUGGAGUUUUCUUCCAAGCGUUAGAUCGAGGGAAGUGUUAUCAUGUUAUUCUGGUUACUUAAUGGUAUUUUUAAUCUUAUUUAUUUAUAAAGUUUUCUUUUUAAUUAAUUUUACUUAAUUGUGUAUCAAUAGUCAUGAUUUUCUUCCUCAUAAAUUACAACAAUCAUACUAUUGAGUUCAAUUUUUCUGUGACCAAACUCCCUGUGCCACUCCACCCGGAACACCCAAAAAUUACUCCACCCUGU
Molecule: messenger RNA, 630 nt
Organism: Prunus mume (Japanese apricot)
Lineage: Eukaryota; Viridiplantae; Streptophyta; Magnoliopsida; Rosales; Rosaceae
Product: defensin-like protein 1
Biological process (GO): defense response
Source: RefSeq, a predicted model, not a curated record